This is a messenger RNA of Cydia amplana, 1897 nucleotides long. RefSeq names its product akirin-like. Gene Ontology annotation, cellular component: chromatin; nucleus. Gene Ontology annotation, biological process: positive regulation of innate immune response; positive regulation of transcription by RNA polymerase II. Gene Ontology annotation, molecular function: transcription coregulator activity. The transcript has 5 exons. Bases 238 to 822 code for a protein of 194 amino acids. Lineage: Eukaryota; Metazoa; Arthropoda; Insecta; Lepidoptera; Tortricidae. The record is from RefSeq and is a predicted model, not a curated record.
AAAAUUGAGUUGAGUAAAAAAGUGCCGCUGUUAGAUUUUGGUGAUCAGCGUCGCAAAAUCUUUAAUUUUCGGAUAAAUCCUUUAAGCUUAUUUAAUUAAAGUAAUAGUAUUUUAAUUUUAGUGUUAGUUUACGUUUAGUAAUAAUAUUAUUUUUGGUAUCGUGUUGCUUGGUGAAAUUGGUUGAAAUCCUAAACCAGUUGUAUUGUGUAAAGGACGUUCGUUGGGCGUAAAAAGAAAAUGGCGUGUGCUACACUGAAAAGAAAUUUGGAUUGGGAGGCUCAGCUGCCUGCUAAAAGAAGAAGAUGUGCUCCGUUUGCUGCAAGCUCAAGUACAAGCCCAGGAAUUAGAGUGUCAGAAAGUAGACCCUCAUCUUUUGGAGAAUCCGUCAGUGCACCUGCUAAGUUGACCCCAGAGCGCAUGGCCCAGGAAAUCUGCGACGAGAUCAAACGCCUGCAGCGACGCAGACAGUUGCGCGUGGCGACUGGUGUGCCAUCAUGCUCAUCGUCCAGUGGCUCCGAGGGUGACGCCUCGCCACCGCAUCGCUCCACGCAUAGCCAGCAGCAGAAGGUCACCAAUCGCGCGCUCUUCACAUUUAAGCAGGUCCGCAUGAUAUGCGAGCGCAUGCUGCGCGAUCAGGAGGCAGCUCUGCGCGCAGAAUACGAGACUGCUCUCAGCAACAAGCUUGCCGAACAGUACGAGGCUUUCGUGCGAUUCAACCUUGACCAGGUCCAGCGUCGACCCCCGCCCCCCACGUGCAUGCCGCUGGGCAUGGACGCCGAACACCACAUGCAUCAGGAUCUAGUACCAAGCUAUCUGUCCUAAUAAUGGUGGUGUCGACAAUGCGGUAUUAAACUGCAAAUAUAUCAAGACAAACAUAUUUGUGAAUAAUAUACGCAAGACAUUGUGAUCGCUGGUGGAAUUUUUACUGCCAUUAAUAUUGUGAAAUGCAUUUUGCUGGCCAACUAUAGAUAUACAGUAUUAAGAAUUAUAUACAAAUUUGUGUCCCACCUCUGUUAUAAUGAUUAUAAAUGAAUUGACAGUACCAUAACGUAAUGUUAAUGAUUCACAAUAUUGACAAGGUUAGAUUCCACAGCUUUGUUCAUGCCACAUACACAUAAAUUAGCUUGUAAUGCUUUAGGUAAGGUUUGCUGGAUAAUUGUGUUCAUAGACUGAGGAUGGAUGCCGGAGUGAGCCGGGACUAGCUGCUGUUCAGUUUCCAGCACUCGAAUGUGACUUGAGCCUACUAAGAGCCCAUGGUAUUUUGUAUAUUUUCUAAUCGUGGAACUAUUAGGAACCUAGUACUAACACGAAUAAUAAAUUCACGCAGAGUGCCUGUUAUGAUAUCAUUGUCCUCAGUUUUGUUAGCCAUAAUUUUGAUUGGUAUUUUGAUUGUACUUUUGUCGAAUUAUAGUUGUAUUUGAUUGGGCGCGUCAGCUGCCGUUUAUUAGUGAUCUAAUUAUUAUAUUUAUAUGACGACAAUGAGCGUCAAAGUGGUAAAAUCUAGGAGCAGUCCUUGAUUAUUGAAGUGGGAGGCACUUGAGUUGGUUUGAUUUAAUGGAUCGCAGUACUGUGUGACCAUUUUGACGCUCAACACGCCUUAUCAUGAGAAUGAUAAACUAGCUUUAUUUCUAAGUUAUUUUCUCGAUAAUGUAGAAGACUUCUCGACUGCUGUUUCGGAUAUCGAAACGCAAAUGUUACAAUGUUCUCACAGGUGAGCAUUAUUGGGAUUUUGUUUUAUAUUAUGUAGUUAGAACUUUUUAUUGAAUACAAAAAGGAUAUGAUUUGUUACCAAGCAUUAUUCAAUAAAAAAAUCUAGAAUAGUCUUUUUUUAAAUUGUAUUAUCAGCUCAUUAUUAGUAAGUCGGCGUUUAAGAACUGAAAAUAAAUUAGCUAAUUAC